AUGGGAGCCCUUAUUGCUAAGAUGAUACUACCUACCAUCAGCAGUCUGGUGUUUCUACCUGCAGCCAGUGUUGCCGCAAAGAGAGGUUUCCACAUGGAGGCCAUGGUCUACUUCUUUACUAUGUUCUUCACCUCGAUCUAUCAUGCAUGUGAUGGACCAGGCCUGUCUGUUCUGUGCUUCAUGAAAUAUGAGAUUUUGGAGUACUUCAGCGUUUAUGGUACAUCGAUCUCUAUAUGGGUUACAUUAUUAGCUCUUGGAGAUUUCGAAGAGCCUAAGCGAUCAACGCUCACCAUGUUUGGAGUGCUUACCUCUGCUGUGAGGAUAUACCAGGACCGCUGGGGCUAUGGCAUCUACUCUGGCCCCAUCGGCACAGCUGUGUUCAUGAUCACAGUAAAAUGGUUACAAAAAAUGAAAGAAAAGAAGGGCCUGUACCCAGAAAAAAGUGUGUACACACAGCAAGUGGGACCGGGAUGCUGCUUUGGAGCCCUGGCUUUGAUGCUUCGCUUCUAUUUUGAGGAGUGGGACUAUGCUUACGUGCACAGUUUUUACCACCUGUCAAUGGCUGUGUCCUUUGUACUUCUGCUGCCCAAGAAGAACCGCUAUGCAGGGACAGGGCGCAAUGCAGCCAAACUCAACUGCUACACACUCUGCUGCUGUGUAUGA
Messenger RNA from Silurus meridionalis, 663 nucleotides. It is a transcript of the gene mymk, whose product is annotated as myomaker, myoblast fusion factor. The transcript has 5 exons. The record is from RefSeq and is a predicted model, not a curated record. Gene Ontology annotation, cellular component: plasma membrane. The coding region runs from base 1 to 663 and encodes 220 amino acids. Lineage: Eukaryota; Metazoa; Chordata; Actinopteri; Siluriformes; Siluridae.